This is a messenger RNA of Corylus avellana, 759 nucleotides long. The record is from RefSeq and is a predicted model, not a curated record. Lineage: Eukaryota; Viridiplantae; Streptophyta; Magnoliopsida; Fagales; Betulaceae.
AUGGAGGAAUUACGGGUGAAGCUUAGAUUUGCGGUGGACCCGGUUGGGAGGAGUGGCGGUAUUGCUCUUUUAUGGAAGGAUGUAGAUGUUUUGGAAAUUCAGAAUUUUUCUAGAAGGCAUAUUAAUGUUACUGUCACUUGCCAAGAUACUGCAAAAUAUGGAAUACCUUGGCCGUGUUUGGGAGACUUUAAUGAGAUAGUAGCUCAAGAGGAGAAGUCGGGGUCGGCUUUGAGGAGAGUUGGCGAGAUGGAGUUGUUUCGGGGAGCUCUUGAAGAAUGCCGAUUGAGUGAUCUAGGGUUCACAGGUCCAAAGUUCACUUGGACUAAUUGUCGAGCAGUGGCUAAUAAGGAGUGGUGUGUGCUUCAUCAAACGGUGGAAAAAACCAAGCUUUUGGAGGCUUUGCACAGGGAUGAAGGUCCAGCAAACUGGGAGGAGAUUAAAAAGUUGCAAUCUGAAAUUGACAUUGUGUUGGAGUGUGAGGAUUGUAAAUGGAAGCAAUGUGCCUUGCAAAAUUGGUACCAAUAUGGAGAUCGAAAGACGCCUUUUUUUCAUGUAUGGGCUAACCAUCGGAGAAAGGUUAACAACAUCAGGCAGAUUCAGGAUGAGGAGGGAAGGUACUACCAAAAUCUCUUUUCGGCUGGGGAGUCAGUGGGAAUUGAGGAGUGUCUUGCAACUCUAGAUACAAGGGUGACUACGGAGAUGAAUGCAGAUUUGUCAAGGGUAUUCACAGCGGCUGAGGUUGAAGCUGCGCUUAAUUAG